This is a messenger RNA of Perca flavescens (yellow perch), 1428 nucleotides long. RefSeq names its product potassium channel, subfamily K, member 4b (gene kcnk4b). NCBI's taxonomy places the organism in Eukaryota, Metazoa, Chordata, Actinopteri, Perciformes, Percidae. Gene Ontology annotation, cellular component: plasma membrane. Bases 1 to 1428 code for a protein of 475 amino acids. The record is from RefSeq and is a predicted model, not a curated record. Gene Ontology annotation, biological process: stabilization of membrane potential; potassium ion transmembrane transport. The transcript has 6 exons. Gene Ontology annotation, molecular function: outward rectifier potassium channel activity; potassium ion leak channel activity.
AUGCGCUGCUCCACCCUACUCGGCAUCCUCACGGGGGUGCUUCUCUACUUGGUGCUGGGAGCUGUGGUGUUCCGCGCCUUGGAGGUUCCACGCGAGGAGGGCAAGUACAUGCAUCUGCAGGACACGCGCCGGGACUUCCUGUUGAACUUCACCUGCAUGGGCCCAGACGACCUGCAGACCCUUAUAGAGGAAGUAGUGGCGGCCGUCGGUGCAGGUGUGGAUCCCAGCAGCAACACCACCUUUACCAGCCAAUGGGAUUUGGCCAGUGCCUUUUUUUUCUCAGGGACUAUCAUCACAACCAUCGGUUUUGGAAACAUCUCCCCCAAGACAGAAGGAGGGCAGCUGUUCUGCAUUUUCUACGCUCUUGUGGGAAUCCCGAUGUUUGGUUUCCUGCUCGCUGGAGUCGGUGACCAUCUGGGUACUGGGCUGAGGAAAGCUGUUGCAAAAAUAGAGACUCUCUUCCGGAAAUGGCGAGUUAGUCCAACCAUUGUGCGAGUGAUCUCAGCCGUCCUGUCCAUCCUGCUGGGUUGCGUGCUCUUUGUUGCGAUGCCUAUCCUGGUUUUCAAAGAGGUGGAGGGGUGGACUUAUCUGGAGUCGGCCUACUUUGUAGUUAUCACCUUGACAACCGUGGGGUUUGGAGACUAUGUUGCAGGUAUACAACAGUUCAUCAACCCCCCACGUGAUUCUGGAAUUGCGGGGAGUGACCACUGGUAUAAGCCUUUGGUUUGGUUCUGGAUUUUGCUGGGUCUUGCCUACUUUGCAUCUAUCCUGACAAUGAUUGGUAACUGGCUUCGGGUUCUAUCUAAGAAGACCAGAGCUGAGAUGGAGGAGCUUCGAGCCCACGCCACUGACUGGACUCAAAACAUCCAAAAUAUGUCUGUAGAUUUUCGCAUUGCAGGAAAAAUUGAUGACCCUUUCAAACGGCGUCGGCGAAAGCGACGCCACGGCCCUCGCAGCCAAGGCCACAGUGUGUCAGCUAACGGGGCCCCUGAGGGGAAAGAAGGGCAGCGUGAGAGUCAAACAGAGUCUGGAUCUUCCUCCUCCUCCUCCUCCUCCUCUAAUGAAUCAGGGUCUGAGUCAGAAACACACUCCCAGGUCACUCAGACGGAGCGAGUGCCUGAAGAAAAAACUGCAGAGCCUAAAAAGGAGGAGACUCUUCCAGAUCCCCAGUUGUCUCAGCCUCUGGACUACUUUGGGGAGAACCUUGCCUUUAUUGAUGAGUCUUCUGAUGCCCAGAGUGGUAAACUACAUUUGGAUCCUCUGCUGGAUACAUCACAAUCCAACUGUACACGCUCUCGUCUGCCCAAAAGGAGACGCCAAAGAAGACCUGUUCCACAGAGGAGCCCCAAAAUCAACAGCUCCAACCGUGACAGGAAGGAGCCCAAUGGAACCCCAAAACCAGUUCCAGGCCUACCAGUGAAGCCUUAA